Messenger RNA from Rotaria sp. Silwood2, 345 nucleotides. The record is from the annotation of a GenBank genome assembly. NCBI's taxonomy places the organism in Eukaryota, Metazoa, Rotifera, Eurotatoria, Philodinida, Philodinidae.
AUGUGGCUUCUCCUACUUAUAAUUCUACUGUGUAAUGACUUGGUCAUCAUUGGUUUUUCUCCUGAUACAAGUGAUUUUGAUGCUUAUGAUCUUAAAAUAGCUGCUAACGAUGUUCUUUUUGUUCAAGCAUAUGGUGAUGGAAAAACAUUUCAUGUUCAAUUUGCUCCAUAUAAUUAUACAUUUGAUUCACCGUCAUGUUCCAUGGAUUAUGAUGACUCAGCGCAUUAUGUUUAUUCAGUAGGUGUAGGACAACAACAAACUACAACUCUCAAUCCUUACUUUUAUUUUGCUGGUGAAGUUGUAUCUAGUGUUUCGUCAGGUACGGAUACGUCAGGAAAUAAUUAG